AGAUUACAUUUUAAUUCCUUUGUAUUUUAUAAUAGCGAACACUUGGUGUGGCUCGAUAACUCAGUGAUUUGACGGUCAGCUACUUUGUACUGCCAGGAAAUGUAAUCAACCGCAGAGCGACACGAUCGCUAGCUAGAGGAAGGCAACUCUUUUACUGCGAAAAUGAUUUCCACCAGGUUAUUAUCUGGAGCUGUUGUGGUCAACAAGGUUGGUUCCAGGUUUAUAUUCAAGAGCUCCAAGCCUGACAUGGCCAAUCCCAACUGGGUGCGAGUGGGCUUUGCCUUUGGAUCAUCUGCUUUUCUUUGGGGCCUGCUUUUCAAGCAGCACAAUACAGACAUUCACGAGUACAAAGUGAGGAAUGGCCUGGAUUAACCAGUAGUAACAUGUAACGAUGUCACCAGGUUCUGUCUAUAGGAUUCAUCUGUUCCUCUCUCGUUUCUGUUGUUUCCUGUUCUUUGUUCUUUAUUCUGUAUGAAAUAAAAAAUAUGUAAGGUACCAAACACAAA
This is a messenger RNA of Betta splendens (Siamese fighting fish), 506 nucleotides long. It is a transcript of the gene ndufc1, whose product is annotated as NADH:ubiquinone oxidoreductase subunit C1. Gene Ontology annotation, cellular component: mitochondrion. Bases 163 to 372 code for a protein of 69 amino acids. The transcript has 4 exons. The record is from RefSeq and is a predicted model, not a curated record. NCBI's taxonomy places the organism in Eukaryota, Metazoa, Chordata, Actinopteri, Anabantiformes, Osphronemidae.